This is a messenger RNA of Magnolia sinica, 1792 nucleotides long. RefSeq names its product abscisic acid 8'-hydroxylase 1-like. The transcript is spliced from 9 exons. Bases 85 to 1584 code for a protein of 499 amino acids. Gene Ontology annotation, molecular function: heme binding; monooxygenase activity; iron ion binding. Lineage: Eukaryota; Viridiplantae; Streptophyta; Magnoliopsida; Magnoliales; Magnoliaceae. Gene Ontology annotation, biological process: brassinosteroid biosynthetic process; multicellular organism development; brassinosteroid homeostasis. The record is from RefSeq and is a predicted model, not a curated record.
AGGCUGCAGAGUACAAACCUAUCUCAUAACCUUAAUCCUCUAUCUAUUUUGUUAAACAGAAAGCUCUUAUCCAAGCCUUUUGAGAUGUACAAUCCAUGGAUGGAGGAGUUGAUAUCAUUUGCUAGCAAUUACUAUGAUCUUUUGGCUGUCCUUUUGUUUUCCAUUGGAAUUUCUUUCUUGAUUCCAAAAGCAUGGAGGAAUUUCACACGUACAGGAGACGACAUCCCAGGCGGGCUCGGGUUGCCUUAUAUCGGCGAGACCCUCUCUUUUCUCCGGGCCACCAAUAGUACCAAAGGCUGCUACGAUUUUGUUAGACUACGGCGUUUAUGGCAUGGGAAUUGGUUUAAGACGCGGAUUUUUGGGAAGACCCACAUCUUUGUUCCAAGCCCAGAGGGUGCCAAAAAGAUAUUUUCCAAUGAUUUUGUGUUGUUCAACAAGGGUUAUGUGAAAUCAAUGGGUGAUGCCGUUGGGAAGAACAGCUUGCUGUGUGUUCCCCAGGAGAGCCACAAGCGGAUCCGGCGUCUCUUAUCAGAUCCAUUUUCCAUGAAUUCUCUAUCUAAGUUCGUUAGGAAAUUCGACAAAAUGGUUUUUGAGAGGCUCAGAAAAGCAGAGGAGACUGGGAAGAGUUUUCGGGUACUUGAUUUUAGCAUGAAGGUAGCGUUCGAUGCCAUGUGCGAUAUGCUGAUGAGCGUGACGGACGCCUCCCUCUUAGAAGAGAUACAGAAGCACUGCAACGACAUUUCAAACGCCAUGUUGUCUUUACCAGUCAUGAUCCCCGGAACUAGAUACUACAAGGGCAUAAAGGGGCGGGAGAAGCUCAUGAAAAUAUUUCAAGAGAUUAUUUCACAACGACGGAUGGGUGAGGACAUUUGUGAAGAUUUCCUCCAAACAAUGCUACGGAGGGAUUCAUUGCCAGAUGAAGAGAAGUUAAACAACUCCGAGAUCAUGGAUAACCUAUUGACGCUGAUAAUCGCAGGCCAAACCACAACUGCGGCGGCCAUGAUGUGGAGUGUCAAGUUCUUGGAUGAGCACAAACCUGCCCAAGAGACGUUGAGGGAAGAGCAACUGUCGAUAUUUAAGAGUAAGCCUGAAGGAGCAUCACUUACCCUAGAAGAUCUUAACACCAUGUCUUAUGGCUCAAAGGUUGUGAAAGAAACAUUAAGGAUGUCAAACGUUUUAUUAUGGUUCCCACGUGUCGUGCUCAAGGACUGCAUUAUUGAAGGUCAUGAAAUCAAGAAGGGAUGGCAUGUUAACAUCGACGCAACGCAUGUACACUAUGACCCAUCUUUAUACAAGAACCCGAUGGAAUUUAAUCCUUCGAGAUUUGAUGAAAUGCAAAGGCCAUACAGUUACAUGCCUUUCGGAUCAGGACCAAGGACAUGCUUAGGGAUUAAUAUGGCAAAGGUGACAAUGUUGGUGUUCCUGCAUAGACUGACUAGUGGCUACAAGUGGAGGGUUGAUGAUCUAGACCUUAGUCUAGAAAAGAAGGCCCAUAUUCCUAGGCUUAAAAGUGGCUGCCCUAUUACCUUGAUACCCAUACAAACCGGGGAAUCUACACAAGGCGGGAAGGAUUUUUGGGCAUAAGAGGCUUUGCUUGAAAGCCUUGAAGGAUUUGUAGAUAAUGACAAUAUGUGUGAUUUCUCCAUGCAACCUAAUGAUGAUAACGGAGAAAUGGUUUGAAAUGUUUCAGCAAGUUAUCGCUAUUAUAAUAUGAGAUUAAACGGAAUGAGGGAUAUCCACGCUUUCAUAUGAAAUCAAACUCCCAUCAACUCAAAAGAUCUAAUUCACCUCC